UUGCACUCCAGACCUCUAGAUGGCACUCGCUUGUUGUAUAUGUACCCCUGUCUUCCUCUACGAAACUCACGAGUUCUCGCGAGAGUUGUUUUUCCCCCUAAGCACCUCGCGCUCCUCCUUCCUCCCUCUUUCCGCCAUAUUGCAGAACCGGCAUCAUGGUGCGCAUGAACGUCCUCGCCGAUGCGCUGAAAUGCAUCAACAACGCGGAGAAACGUGGCAAGCGCCAGGUUCUCAUCAGGCCCUGCUCCAAGGUCAUAGUGCGCUUCCUCACCGUCAUGAUGAAGCACGGUUACAUUGGCGAAUUUGAGAUCAUCGAUGAUCACAGAGCCGGCAAAAUCGUUGUGAACCUUACAGGCAGGCUUAACAAGUGCGGCGUGAUCAGCCCCAGGUUUGACGUGCAGCUGAAGGAUUUGGAGAAGUGGCAGAACAAUCUCCUUCCAUCCAGACAGUUCGGGUUCAUCGUUUUGACGACCUCGGCUGGCAUCAUGGACCAUGAAGAGGCCAGACGAAAACACACAGGAGGCAAAAUCCUAGGGUUCUUUUUCUAAACAUGUGAAAGCACCAACCAAUAAAAACCCAUUUCCAAUGGA
Molecule: messenger RNA, 590 nt
Organism: Pangasianodon hypophthalmus (striped catfish)
Lineage: Eukaryota; Metazoa; Chordata; Actinopteri; Siluriformes; Pangasiidae
Gene: rps15a
Product: ribosomal protein S15a
Exons: 5
Coding region: 156-548 (130 amino acids)
Biological process (GO): translation
Cellular component (GO): ribosome; cytosolic small ribosomal subunit
Molecular function (GO): structural constituent of ribosome
Source: RefSeq, a predicted model, not a curated record